Molecule: messenger RNA, 2812 nt
Organism: Vigna umbellata (rice bean)
Lineage: Eukaryota; Viridiplantae; Streptophyta; Magnoliopsida; Fabales; Fabaceae
Biological process (GO): ribosomal large subunit export from nucleus; ribosomal large subunit biogenesis
Cellular component (GO): nucleolus
Source: RefSeq, a predicted model, not a curated record
CCAAAGUCAUUCCCGUUUCGGUGCUUUGUUCUCACUUCCUCUUCUUCCUGGCAUUUGAUUCCAAAGUCAUUCCUCUUUCCUUUCUCCUUCUCUGUUGGUUGUCUUCAAGCCUCGGUUGUGAUUUUGCUGCUGCAUUUGGAUCACCGGAGACAAGCGUUGCGGCUGACCAUCGUUACCGCCACUGCUGCAUUUUGUUUUUCAUCCCUUGGUGGUGGGAAACCCAAACAGAGUGAGUAUGGGUCCCGACGGCAUGGUAGCCGCGGCGGAAGCCCUAGCGGCGUCCGGUCGGAGCGCGGAGAAGCUGAGUCUUUCGUCACUGCAAUCGAAAAUGAAGUGCGAUCCCGAAGGCUACGAAUCGGAGCUACAUCUUAUCUAUAACCAAUUCAAUUCCUCCCUCGAACUCUUUCAGAAACAAGCCGCUAUGAGCUUCACCUCCGUCACCGGCAUCGGCAGCGACCCCACUGUAGCCAAAGACCUUGGCGACAGGGCCAUGUUCCUCUCCCACGUCACUCCUUUUUACCCAAAACACCUCGCCGAUUUCCCUCGCAAACUCGCCGACUUGCUUCGCUGCGCGGCGCGCACGUUGCCUUCUGGACUUCGUUGCCACCUCACUCACGCGCUCAUCCUCCUCGCUAAUAGAAAGGUUGUUGAUGUUGGAGAAACGCUGUCGUUGUUCAUGGAACUUCAAACCUUAGGUGACAGGACGCUGAAGAAGCUGGCAUUUGAUCAUGUUGUUCAUAGUAUAAGGCGCAUGAACCAAAAGCACAAGAACGAAGCCAAGAACCGCGCGCUUCAGAAUGUCUUGUUUGGAUUGCUUCAGAAAGAGGAGGAAGAGUCGGCCAAGAGGGCGCUUGUGACCCUAUGUGAGCUUCACAGGAGAAAAGUGUGGUUUGAUGAAAGAACAGCAAAUGCAAUUUGCACUGCUUCCUUCCAUCCAUCGUCGAGGAUUAUGAUAGCAGCUUUAUCAUUUCUGCUUGAUUACGAGAAGAUUCAAGAUGAUGAUGAUAGUGAUGAUUCAGGCAGUGACGAUGAAACAAAUGAAUCUCCUCAAGUUGUUCUCAACAGGGAGACCCUUUAUAAGGCAAGCCACCAAGGUACAGCAGCGAGCAAAAAGAAAAAGAAAGCAAAACUACAACGGGCCAUACGCAGCAUGAAAAAGCAGCAGCGCAUGUCAUCUGAAAGGACUAAUAACAGUUAUUAUUCACCACUUAACCAUCUUAAAGAUGCUCAGGGUUUUGCUGAGAAGCUGUUCUCACGUCUUAAGAACUGUAACGAGCGAUUUGAGGUUAAGAUGAUGAUCCUGAAAUUGAUUGCUCGAACAAUUGGACUUCACCGGUUAUUUGUGCUAGACUUCUAUCCUUUUCUUCAGAAAUAUAUUCAGCCACAUCAACGAGACAUAACAAAUUUGCUUGCAGCAGUUGUUCAGGCUUGCCAUGACAUGGUCCCUCCUGAUGCUGUUGAGCCCUUGUUCAAACAAAUAGUAAAUCAAUUUGUACAUGACCGAUCGCGUCCAGAGGCUAUUACUGUUGGACUAAAUGCAGUGAGGGAGAUAUGCAUGCGCAUGCCAUUGUUAAUGAAUGAAGACUUGUUACAAGACCUUGCACUAUAUAAGAAGUCCCGUGAGAAGGCAGUUUCAGUGGCAGCUCGGUCUCUUAUUGGGUUAUUCAGAGAGCUUUGCCCCUCACUGCUAGUUAAGAAGGACCGUGGACGGCCUAUUGACCCAAAGGCAAGACCAAAGGCAUAUGGAGAAGUUACUGUUGCGACUGAUGUUUCUGGUGUUGAGUUAUUGCAGACUGUUGACAACGAUGAGCAGGAUGGUGAUCAUUCUGAUGAUUCUGCAUGCAGUGAUUCAGACAAUGACCAGCAAAAUGAUCCGAUGAGUAUUAAUGAUGGUGAUGAUGAUGAUCAUGAUGAUGAUGAUGAGAGCCAGUUGUGCAGUGAUUACACUGAAAGUGAUGAUGAUGAAGCCAAAGGUAACGAUGCUAUAUCAGAAGAUGAAGAUGAGAGUUAUGAUUUUGAAGCUGGUGACAGUGCUGGUGACAGUGAUACUGAUGAAGAUGUUGACGAUAAGGGGGAUGGCAAUGAUGAAGAGGAUGGUGAUGUUUCAGAUCAUGAAGAAGAUGGUGAACAUGGUUAUUUAAGUGAUGGCGGCAAUGUGGAGACUAAAAGUAAAUUGAAAGACUCAGCCAAAAAGAGGAAGUUUACUGAUUUUGAUGGUCGAAUUAUUGCUGCUGAUACAAGUCUUCGGGCUCUGAAGAAAUUGGCGGGGGCAAAAGUGGGGGAUGUCCUACCAGAAUCUCAAGAUGGAAUUCUUUCUAAUGAAGACUUCCAAAGAAUAAAAAAAUUAAAGGCAAAAAGAGAAGCAAAAAAUGCAUUGGCUCAGCAGGGGUUAGCGAAGUCAUCAGGAAUUAAAGUUCCAACUUCUGAUCAACUAAGUCUAAAGCGAGUGGAUGGUGCAAUGUUGGAAGUUCAUGUAAGGAAAAAGAUGAGCAAAGAUGAAAGGUUGGCAUUGGUUAGAGCAGGGAGGGAGGAAAGAGGAAAAUAUCAUGCUCGAACUGCUGUAAAACAGAAUAAGACGGGUGGCCUAAGCAACCGACAAAAGGAGCACAAGAAGAAAAUGCCCUUGGCUGCAAAGAGAGAUAAGGUAUCAAGAACCCGGAUAGAGAAAAAGAAAAAAAAUCAGCGAUCUGGCAAACAGUUCCGUGGAAGGAAAGCGUGGAAGCAAUAGAUAUGGUGUCAUACAAUGAACUGAAAUUUUGUUUUGUGAUGAACCCGUUCGAGUCUUUAUUUUAUUUUUUGUUUUCGAACCUCA